Myodes glareolus (Bank vole) is the source of this 2583-nucleotide messenger RNA. RefSeq names its product armadillo repeat containing 6 (gene Armc6). Lineage: Eukaryota; Metazoa; Chordata; Mammalia; Rodentia; Cricetidae. Gene Ontology annotation, biological process: hematopoietic progenitor cell differentiation. The record is from RefSeq and is a predicted model, not a curated record. Gene Ontology annotation, molecular function: protein binding.
UUGGUGGAAGGAGAGGAUUGUACUAAAGAUUCUUGGGAACGAAAUGUUUCGCUUCUCGGGUUCACGUUCUUUUCAUUCAUUUUAUUCUCGUGCUACUGCUGUGUGCUGGGCACCUGCUGCGUGUCCAUCUGCAUCCUAGGCAGUGGAGCAAGGAGGAUAGGACGUGCAAGACAGUAUGGCUCUGGGUUCAGGGGACGCAGGUCCUGCUGUGAAUAUAAUGGUGAUGGAGCAAGCGUGAUUGCUGCAUCUGUCAUGCUGCUCUAAGGGAGACCGAGGCAGAAGGACUGCUGUGAGUUCGAGACCUGCCUCAGCUACGUAGACACACUGUCUUUCACAAUAAAAACGACCAAACAAAACAGCAAGAACAGGCGUGAGCUUGAAAACAGGGAGGUAGGACGAUUCCAUACCAGUUUGGGCUGUGUUACCAGACCCAGCCUCAAAAACAGCAGUGGUUUGUUUGUUGGAAGAGUCUGGAGGAUCAGGAAUUCAAGUACAGCUUUAGCUACAAAGCAAAUUAGGAAACAGUCAGGUCUACAUGAAGCUCUAUCUUAUAAACAAAAAUGGAGGAAGUAAUUGUGAGAGAGGAGAUGCUUGAACCAGGCAGUUUUUAUUUACUUUUUAAAAAUUAUUUUAUUUACUUAUUUAUUUGAGACUGAGUCUCACUGGAAUUCACAGCGGUUCAUCACUUCUGCCUCUGGUGUGCUGAGAUUAGAGAUGGCUUCCAAGCGCAUCACACAGGAAACCUUCGAUGCUGCAGUGCGGGAGAACAUUGAAGAGUUUGAGAUGGGCGCUGAGGAGGCCGUUCGAGAGGCGGUGGAGCAGUUUGAAUCACAAGGGGUUGAUCUGAGCAGCAUUGUGAAGGCAGCACCGAAAGCGUCUGUGGACAGCCUCCAGGAGCCCACACAUGAUGUCCUGCAGGUCCUCAGCGAUCUGCAGGAGUCCCUGAAUGGUUCUCGGCCCCAGGAGGUGUCAGCCCACCUUGUCCGCUUCUGCGACCAGUGCAGGCAGCAGAAGGCCAGCCGCUACCUGGCAGCCCAGAAGGGGGCCUACCCUAUCCUCCUGGCUGCCUGGCAACUUGCCGCCACAAGCGACCAGGGCCUUCUGCUCCAGGCUCUCAAUGCUCUGGCGGUGCUGACUGAUGGCCAGCCUGACCUUCUGGAUGCUCAGGGCCAGCAGCUGCUGGUGGCCACGCUGGCACAGAAUGUUUCCAACACUGAACUCACUUCUUGUGGGAUCCGCUGUGUGCGCCAUGCCUGCCUGAAGCAUGAACGGAAUCGACAGAGUCUGGUGAAAGCCGGAGUGUUGCCCCUGCUAACCGCUGCUAUCACACAGCAUGGCCAGCACGCCGAUGUGGUCAGGGAGGCCUGCUGGGCCUUGCGGGUCAUGACUUUCGAUGAUGACAUCCGAGUACCCUUUGGCCAUGCCCAUGAGCAUGCAAAGAUGAUUGUUCAAGAGAACAGAGGCCUGAAAGUGCUGAUUGAGGCUGCCAGAGCGUUCCCUGACAACCCGGGAGUCCUGAGCGAACUCUUCAGCACCCUGUCCCGUCUGGCUGUGCGGAAUGAAUUCUGCCAGGAGGUCAUCGACCUUGGAGGCCUUGGCAUCCUUGUGACCCUGCUGACUGACUGCAGUGAUCACCAGGACCUCGUGAAACAAGUGCUCAGUGCCCUGAGAGCUAUCGCGGGCAACGACAAUGUGAAGGACGCCAUUGUCCAGGCAGGCGCUACAGAGUCCAUUGUGGCUGCCAUGACUCGGCACCUGGCCAGCCCCCAGGUGUGUGAGCAAAGCUGCGCAGCACUCUGCGUGCUGGCCCUACGCAAGCCUGAGAACAGCCGUGUCAUUGUGGAGGGUGGAGGAGCACUGGCAGCCCUGCAGGCCAUGAAAGCACACCCACAGGAGGCCGGUGUCCAGAAGCAGGCUUGUAUGCUGAUCCGAAACCUGGUGUCCCGCAGCCAGGUCUUCUCCAAGCCCAUCCUGGACCUGGGGGCAGAGGAGCUCAUUUCGCAAGCCCGAGCUGCCCACCCAGACUGUGAGGAUGUAGCCAAGGCCGCAUUACGAGACCUGGGCUGCCGCGUGGAGCUUCGUGAACUGUGGACAGGAAAGAGGGGUGACCUGGCACCAUGACCCCAGCUCAGCGAGGUCACCAAACCCCAGGACAUGUGAGCUCUGUGCCCAUGCCACCCAGAGCAAAAGUGUGUUCAGCAGGUCAGUGGUGAGGGAAGGACAGAAGCCGCCUUUGGGUCCUGUGUCCCCACAGGCAACAGUGAUGACCUAAGGACCCACCCCUUCCAGUGCCCUUUCUCGCCCACAGUUUUGCUCAGCAAUUCUGGGGCAAAGGGCACAUGGAACUGCAGCAUUCUGUUGGAGUUUGGGGACCCUGCAAGCUGGUGUCUGACUGGGCUCCAAUCUGUUGAUAACGCUGCUCCUUGGUCAGGCUCCAUGGGAGAUGUGCUUCUGCCAGAGCCGGUUCCCCAAGAUCCAAUGGUGGGGGAGGGAAGUGACUGGUGCACUGUUGUCCUCUGACCUCCGUAUGUGCCCUAGGGUGUGCACACGCGCAUCAUAAUAAUAAAUGAGUGUGAUUUAGAA